AGCCAUAGUUUUCAGUUUUUUUUUUGUGAAAGGAGAACUAGAAAUGAUUGAUUCCUGCCGAUCAGAAAUUCAUGAUGAAAAUUAAAUUUUUGUAGGCCACUGAAUGAAUUCCAGUGUUGGAAUGCAUGCUUCCUCGCCCCGUUGUUCUUCCAGAACGCCUUCUUGACACGUCUUCAGUGUCAGAGCUGCUCGCGAUGGCGGCAUAUGCAGAGUGCCGCUCUGAACUCGACCGUCUGGGUUACUCUGAAGUGCUGCCUCCAGCUGCCCUGCCUCUGGUGCUGCAUAUGCUCAGAGAUUUUAAUCUUCUGCAUGACCAACUGCACGCUUCUGAGCUGAGGUCGGGGCAGCAGUCCGGUGUUGCUCACCCCACAGCGGCGCAGGGGCGGCGCCCCAUGGAGCGCGUGACGGACCACGACAUCGACACGAACGAGCUGCACACGGACGACGCAAAGGCGGCCGGCGGCGUCGCGUCCACCGUCCACCCGACCAUGGCUGGCCAGCGCUGCCUUCAGUGCGGCUGUCACGGUGGUGCUGGCAGAGCAGAGCAGCUGCAGCACGUGUGUGCUGCGCUCAAGGAACAGGUGUGUUAUCUUCCUCAUCAAUUAAUUAACUCAACGUGCGCACAGGACGCGCAUGACGCACAGCAGCGUGCGGCGGUGCUGGAGGAGCAGCUGCGUCAUGCGUCCUACGCAAACGUGCAGCUUGAGGCUGACGCAUGCAACGCGUCAUGCGCACUCACGCACACCGUCGCCUGCGCUAAGGAUAAACUGGACUGCGCUGAGAGUGACCUGGACAAGCAGCAGCGCCUCUACCUCCUCAUGCGGCGCGAGCGCGACAAGCUUCUCGCCGAUAUUAUUCAGGUGCGUCACGAGAACUCCCGCCUGACUCACCAGCACGGGCGACUAGUGGACGAACACAAGCCACUAGCAGAGCAGUGCAGCGCUCUGCACCAUGAGAAGAAGCAGCUACUGGAUAAGAUUAAUACCCUAACUCUGCACGCGGAGGAGCGAUCGAACUCUGUAGCGCGGCUACGCGCGGAACAGGACGUGGCGCAGGCGUCGCUGGAGCGCCUCGAGCGCGAGAACAAAAACCUCAUCGCCGCUAACUCCCAACUUACGCUGCAGAACAAAGACUUGGAUCAAACCAAAACUGCGUUGGGAGACGAGAGGUCGGAGCUAGCAGCGCAGCGAGAUGCCCUGAAGGAAGAGGUCUCGCGGCUGUCAGGGUUGGUGAAGGAGGCGCAGCAGGAGGCAGGCUACCACCAGGGCGAGGCGGCGACCCUGCAGCAACGCACAGACGACCUCCAGCACCAGCUCGCCGAGACCUGCGACGCCAAAGCCGUCUUGGAGCAGCGCCUGGAGGACGUGGGGCAGCAGCGCGCGUCCGCCCUGGACGAGCUGCGCGCGGCGACUGAGCGCCUCGCGGUUACCCGCCACCGAUGCCAGGACCUGGAGGCCAGCGUGCUGCUGGCACGUCGUGAGCAGCAGGCGGUGCAGGCGGAGGCGCAGCAGUACCAGGAGCAGGUGCAGGAGCUGCUGCAGAUGCUGCACGGGGAAAGCGGCCGUGUGUCGCCGCUGGAUGCUUCUGAUGAGGAUGCACUGCGACGCGUCCGUCAAGAACGCGACGUCCUGCGUCACGAGUUGCGUUUCUACAAAUCCCAACUGAACGCCGCCCAACGCGACCGCGAAAACGAAGCAAGACGCCGGCGACAAGCCGCCGAUGCCCAAGAAAACGCGGCCCAGCGUCCUUUUGGCUCCGACGUUCAAUUAACGAACUGCGCGAGUGGAACUUUUGCUGGACAAGCUACUGAUGGUGAAAUGGGUGCUGGUCGCAUGAAUGGAUAUGACAGUAGAAUGCAGGACGCUUCAGGAACUUCAGCUUUGGAUGGAGGGUAUAGAGCGUCAGGGUCUCCUAGCCAACACAGAGCUUUCACUGACGCUGGACAAGGUUAUGAGCAACUUGCUUCUGGCUCGAAAGGUUCUGUUGCUGGGGACGUCCAAGCGUCGUCUGCUGCUGGGUUCCCAGCCCCGCCUGCUGCUGGAUUGCCAGGAGCUCCUGGGACAUCUGGUCCUCCCAGCCGCCCUCUGAGCGCGACGGGCCGCGGGCUGCAAGGGAUCCUGCGGUCAUCGUCACGAGGUUCUCGAUCUUUGGUGUCAGCGGAAGGGUCCCUUAACGCCAGCCCUCCUAGUGGGGUAGCUGAUGGUGCUGGUAGUUUUACCGGCCGAGAUGAUAGCUUGGUCGGUGUAGUUGACGGUGCCAUGGUAGCUCAUGACGGUGACGAGGCAUCGAGACUGCGGAUUCCCACGACCAAUGGAUUACAGAUCCCAGCUUCGAUUGCUCGUGCCAGCCUUGCUUCCCUUGCUCCACCACCCGGCCGUGCGACCGCCUCUUCUGCUGCUGGUAUUGCUAGCUCCUCCCUUGAUCCUCUUCAUGGUCCUGCUCAUGGUCCUCCCCAUAGUCCUCCUCAUGGUCCCGCCUCUGCUAGGUCUUCGCCAGCAGCGCCGACUCUUGACUCGGUGGCUUCUUCUUCGCCUGAGGCGCUCGCUACUUCGGGACGUGGUGUGGGGCGAACGGUGACAGUAGCAGAGCCUCCCUACGCUGCUGCAGGCGCUAACGAUGGUCUGCAGGCACAGGAUCUGGGCCAGACUGUACGGCAGUUGGAGGCGCAAGUGUCAGGGUUGGAGCAGCAGCUGAGCGCUGCCCUCCAGGAGAAGGAGUUCUUCCAGCGCCAGUACAGCGCCCUGAAGAACUCCAGCGCUGCUGCUGCUCAGGUGACGGCAGGUUGUGGGCUUUUCAUCUACUGA
Messenger RNA from Hyalella azteca, 2804 nucleotides. RefSeq lists its product as uncharacterized. Bases 126 to 2804 code for a protein of 892 amino acids. NCBI's taxonomy places the organism in Eukaryota, Metazoa, Arthropoda, Malacostraca, Amphipoda, Hyalellidae. The transcript is spliced from 17 exons. The record is from RefSeq and is a predicted model, not a curated record.